AUUGCCGGAACACGCCGCCGGAAAGUGGUACUCAGUACCAGAUCUCCGGCUCCGAGAUCACCGUUUCACUGUUCCUCUGGAUUACAGAGAUCCCGGUACUUCCUUAAAGAUCUCCAUUUUCGCUCGGGAAGUCGUUGCUGUUGGUAAAGAAGAUCAAUCACUACCAUACCUCCUGUUUCUGCAAGGUGGACCGGGUUUUGAAUCCCCGAGACCAACUGAAGGCAGUGGAUGGAUACUUAAAGCUUGCGAGGAGUUUCGUGUUAUAUUAAUGGAUCAGAGAGGAACAGGAUUAUCAACUCCGCUGACAACAUCAUCCAUGCUGCAAUUUAAGUCUGCCCGGGAUUUGGCUGAUUACUUGAAACAUUUUCGUGCUGAUAGUAUAGUCAAUGAUGCUGAGUUUAUCCGUGUUCGACUUGUUCCUGGUUCUGGACCUUGGACAGUUUUGGGCCAGAGCUAUGGAGGUUUUUGUGCCAUCACCUAUUUGAGUUUUGCACCACAAGGAUUGAAACAAGUGCUUCUGACUGGAGGAAUACCUCCUAUUGGAGAUGGAUGCACUGCUGAUACUGUUUAUGGAGCUUGCUUUGAGCAGGUUGCUUAUCAGAAUGAAAAGUACUACAAGAGGUAUCCUCAGGAUAUUGAAGUUGUUCGUGAAGUUGUAAACUAUUUGGCAGAAUCUGAAGGGGGUGGGGUUCCUCUUCCAUCUGGGGGCAUCUUGACCCCAAGGGGGCUGCAACUUCUUGGUCUUUCCGGUUUAGGAUCUAGUGCAGGUUUUGAACGCCUUCAUUAUCUGUUUGAGAGGGUCUGGGAUCCUGUAAUAGUCCCAGGAGCACCUAAGAAGAUUAGUUUUUACUUCUUGAAUGCUUUUGACAAUUGGUUGGGUUUUGAUUCAAACCCACUCUAUGCUCUUAUCCACGAGUCAAUUUACUGUCAGGGUGCUUCAUCUCGGUGGUCCGCUCAACGACUAAGGGCUAAAUAUGAGAACAAGUUUGAUGCAAUCAAGGCUGCAGGUGAAGGGCGCCCUGUACUUUUUACAGGGGAGAUGAUGUUCCCAUGGAUGUUUGAUGAAAUUCAUGCUUUGAAGCAUUUUAAAGAUGCUGCUCAUUUAUUGGCCGAGAAGGAAGAUUGGCCUGCAUUAUAUGACAAAGCUGCAUUAAACAAUAACAAGGUACCUGUCGCAGCAGCUAUUUAUUUCGAGGAUAUCUAUGUUAAUUUCAACCUGGUCAUGCAAACAGUUAGUGAGAUAGCUGGAAUUAGGACAUGGAUCACCAAUGAAUACAUGCAUUCUGGGCUGCGUGAUGCUGGAGGACAGGUUUUUGACCACUUGAUGGGUCUGCUAAAUGGAAAAAGGCCAUUGUUCUGAUUUCCACUAGAAGAAACCAUUGUCUUGUCAUUUUUUAAAGUACUCAUUUUCCUUAGCUUUUCUUUGAAAAAGCAAAAACAUUGUCCUGACAACUCUCAUGAUGGAUUUAAAUUUUACAAUUCAUGUUUUUGCAACGAAUAAGUUUCUUAAUAUAUAUAUUUUUUUUUU
Molecule: messenger RNA, 1528 nt
Organism: Rubroshorea leprosula
Lineage: Eukaryota; Viridiplantae; Streptophyta; Magnoliopsida; Malvales; Dipterocarpaceae
Source: the annotation of a GenBank genome assembly